CCCUUGUGUUCAAUGCCAGAAAGUGCACAUCACUUAAGGAAACUCAAGAACUACAAUAGUGAUAGCAGCUGUGAUAGCAGUAGCAGUGUGUCAGAAUCAGGAGAAGAAACUGAAAAGGAAGAUCACAAUGAAAAAAAAGAGAAAAAAGUUUCAUAUGAUCUUGAAGAAGAUAAAUACAAAUCUUUGGAACGAUCAGGCAAAAUGAACUGGAAACCUGGAACCAAAAAUGUAAAAUCUCCAUCAUAUUCAUCCCCCACAUCAUCCACAGGUCCAAUAAGGCGUUCUGUGAGCUGCCCUCGUUCAAUAUCAAUAUUGACUAUGCAGUCACAGGCAGCUGAGCAACGUCCCUUUUCAGCCAAAGCACCUCUGCAAAUCCAGCGAGCGUCCUCAGUGAACAGGUCUCAUUCUCUAAAUCGUAGCCCAUCUUCAGCCAGAGUCCCUCAGACAUCCACCUUGGGAACGGUGAACUCUUCAGGGAGUGAGUCUUUACUGCAACAGAAAACAAAAGAGCAAGAAGUGGCUUUGACAAAAGAGACUCUUCUCAUUAUCAAUGACAUGCGAAUCAAGUUCCCAGGAAAAACAGAUGAAGAAUCCGAAUUAAUUAUAGAAGAUAUUAUGGAUAAUUGGAAGUACCAUAAAACAAAAGUGUCAUCCUAUUGGUUGGUUAAACUGGAUUCAGUAAAGCAACGAAAACUUUUGGAUAUAGUAAAGACAAGUGUUCGUGCAGUUCUACAGCGUGUCUGGAAAACUCCAGACAUUGAAAAUUUACAUCUGUACCGUCUCUUUAACCGUGUAUUUAAUCGCUUACUUUGGAGCCAUGGUCAAGGCCUUUGGAACUGUUUCUGUAAUUCAGGGAGCUCUUGGGAAACCAUAUUCAGUAAAAGCACAGAGUUAGUGACUCCUGAGCAACUCCAGUGCUGCCGAAGAAUAGUACAGCUUUGUAAACACUGCCUGCUGGUAGUUUACAAAUAUUCAUCAGAUUCAAGAGGAUCCCCAACUGGGAUUAGCCAUCACUGGGAUGAUACAAGGUAUUUAUUGCCAGGACCUUCACUGUUCAUCCUGAAAUCAUCCUCAUCCAAACUUAGCUGCAGUUCAUCUGGAAUGCCUCGCCCUAACAUUUUGUUCACACACAGAUACAGUCACUUGUGA
Molecule: messenger RNA, 1149 nt
Organism: Acanthisitta chloris (rifleman)
Lineage: Eukaryota; Metazoa; Chordata; Aves; Passeriformes; Acanthisittidae
Product: tubulin polyglutamylase TTLL7-like
Exons: 7
Source: RefSeq, a predicted model, not a curated record